GGGAUGAAGAAAACUUUCCAUAUAUGUAGAAGAAUCUUGCAAAGAUUGCACCUCACACCUCCAUCGAAGACAUGGCUUCUAAAUUCUUGUAAGCAUUUCGUCGAACACCUUCAGUGUCUAAAAUUCGCACGCAAAAACACCCUUAUCAGGUACUCUGUUUCCGUAUGAAGUGGAGAUAGAAACGGGUAACCCAUUUACGAAACAGAAAACAAAUGUAAAAAAAUCGAUGCAUGUGUGAAGAAAACGUGCCCUUCUUCUCUCUUCUGUUUCGGUUUUGUCUUUAGCAAAAGAUCCAAAGUUCUACCAUUCGAACACCCAAGUCAAAGAUUCAAUAUUUUCAUUGAACCACCAUGUCAUAUGCUAAUUCAAGAUCUGUAAGAUUUCAAGAUGAAGUUGAACUACCAAAGUUCCAAUCAAUCAACGCCGACGACUUAUUUAAAGUCAAAUACAACAUAGAAGCAAAACAAAUACCAGAAACAAGAAUACCCGAAAAAAGAAUCGAAAAACACACACGACCCUCCUUGAAAUCCAAAGUUCUUUCAAGAGUUUUCUCCGAAGAUUACGAAAGAGUCAAGAAAAAAAUCUUGGAUCCUCGAGAAAAAACGCUUGCAUCGACAUCGGAUUCACCCUCGAAGUCUCUCUCACAAUCAGGUGAGCUUGUUAUAGAUUCUUCCAAAAUAGCAAAAAGAUACAUAAAGGGUGAUCUUUGGAUCGAUUUUGUAGCUGCCCUUCCACUUCCUCAGCUGUUAAUCUGGGUAAUAAUACCGAGCUUAAGUGGUUCAGCCAUGGCGAACACAAAGAACGUUCUUCGUUUCUUUAUCAUCCUUCAAUACGUUCCAAGACUUUACCUUAUCUUCCCUCUCUCCUCACAAAUAGUCGAAGCGACAGGUGUCGUUACAGAAACAGCAUGGGCUGGAGCAGCGUAUAACUUGAUGUUAUACAUGUUGGCAAGCCACGUUGUAGGAGCUUGUUGGUAUCUUUUAGCAGUUGAAAGGCAAGAAGCGUGUUGGAGAAGCAUAUGUGUUGUUGAAGAUCCGAAUUGUAAAGACGAAUUUUUCGACUGUGAAAGAACUAACGAAGCUUCUAGACGUUCAUGGUUCCAAACAAGCAAUCUGACAAAUCAAUGUGUCCCCACUAGCGAGUUUUAUCCGUUUGGUAUCUAUGGGGAUGCACUCGAGUCAGAAGUGACGUCAGCCUUGUUCUUCAACAAGUACUUCUAUUGUCUUUGGUUCGGCUUAAAGAAUCUCAGUUCUUUGGGUCAAAACUUGUCAACGAGCACUUACAUUGGUGAAAUAAUGUUUGCGAUUGUGAUAGCGACUGUGGGUUUGGUUCUUUUUGCGUUGUUAAUAGGAAAUAUGCAGACUUAUCUUCAAUCGACAACGGUUCGAUUAGAAGAAUGGCGGAUCAAGAGAACCGAUACGGAACAAUGGAUGCACCACCGCCAACUGCCGCCGGAGCUCCGCCAGUCUGUCCGGAGAUAUGAUCAAUAUAAAUGGGUGGCAACUCGAGGGGUGGAUGAAGAAUCUCUUCUUAAAGGACUUCCGUUAGAUCUCCGGCGAGAUAUAAAACGUCAUCUUUGUUACGAUCUAGUUCGCCGAGUUCCCUUGUUUGAUCAAAUGGACGAAAGGAUGCUAGACGCUAUAUGUGAGAGGCUACAACCGUCAUUGUGUACUCAAGGGACAUGUCUAGUGCGAGAAGGAGAUCCAGUGAACGAAAUGUUGUUUAUAAUUCGAGGAAACCUAGAUUCCUACACUACAAACGGAGGUCGAACUGGCUUUUACAAUUCAUGCCAGAUCGGUCCAGGUGAUUUUUGUGGGGAGGAGCUACUGACGUGGGCCCUGGACCCACGUCCGAGUGUGGUCCUCCCCUCGUCCACCCGGACAGUUAAGGCAAUAUCUGAAGUCGAAGCUUUUGCACUCAUAGCAGAGGAUUUGAAAUUUGUGGCGUCACAGUUUCGAAGAUUGCAUAGUAAGCAAUUAAGGCAUAAGUUUAGGUUUUAUAGCCACCAGUGGCGGACAUGGGCGGCUUGUUUUGUUCAGGCGGCGUGGCGGCGGUAUAAGAGGAGAAAGAGUGUUAGGGAACUUCAGGCUCGUGAGAGCUUUAAGAGUGUUGAUUAUGAGUCGGGAGCUAGCUUACCGGUGCAUGGUGGUGGGAGUAGAAGGCCCGGAGGGUCGAAACCUGGCGGCGGCGGUGGUGGCUCGUUGCAGAAGCCGACAGAACCUGAUUUUUCUGUAGAAGAGAGGAAUGAUUAUUGAAAGAAAUAGGGAAGUGUGCAAAAAGGGAUAGAAAAAAUUUGUGAAUACGUAGACUUGUUAUGUAUUUUUACUAUGAUUCUUGAAUUAUACGUGGUU
Molecule: messenger RNA, 2351 nt
Organism: Lactuca virosa
Lineage: Eukaryota; Viridiplantae; Streptophyta; Magnoliopsida; Asterales; Asteraceae
Source: the annotation of a GenBank genome assembly